Molecule: messenger RNA, 2010 nt
Organism: Caenorhabditis bovis
Lineage: Eukaryota; Metazoa; Nematoda; Chromadorea; Rhabditida; Rhabditidae
Source: the annotation of a GenBank genome assembly
AUGCUGAAAAUAUUGUGCGGUUUUCUACUAGUUGCCGUCGUUGAUGGCUCAUUUUCGCCAUGCUUCAAAACGAUGAAUCGAUUCGAUGCGUUGAAAUGCACUAGGAUGGGCUACUACGAGAAGAUCCAGUGCAAUUCGGAGUCAUGCUUCUGCGUGAACGCACACAAUGGAAAUAUGGCAUAUGACACGAGAACGACGAGCAAUAAGAUGCAGCCGAAAUGCGGCAAAUGUUUGAACGAUUUGGAGAAAUUGUUCGCGAAUGGCGACCUCGAAAACGGGACAUUUGUGCCGAAAUGCGACACCGUCGAUGGCGAUUUCGAUCUCGUCCAAUGCGACGCCAACAAGGAUCAAUGCAAUUGUGUGGAUCCGAAGACGGGAUCCGUCAUCAAAGGAACUCGGAAGAAGCUCAACGGCACCACAACCAUGACGUGCGAUGGCAUCGAGCUCACCAUCGACGUUGUCUACUUUCGAACGUUCCCCGAGAAUCUGCCCUACGAUUACACAACUUCUGAUGAUCCGUGUCAGUUCAAUCGAGACGCGGGCUUCAGCUGCGGGAGCAAUAAGAGCUCGAUCAAAUAUUGGUUCGACAAGACCUCAUUCCAUUGCCUUCCAUUCGAGUACAAAGGAUGCGGCGGGAAUGCGAAUCGUCACGAAUCGUAUGGCGAAUGCGAGUCGUCUUGUAUUCCAGUCGAUUACUCGUCAUGCGCCAUGGCGUCACGACCGGCGAUGAAGACCACCGACGCUAUCUUCAUCUGUCCACCGCAUCCGUCGCCAAAUGGCAUCGAGCCGGCGAAGACCAUCAAAAAGCCGAAAAUGAAUUCGGAGAGUUGCCCAAUCGGCUAUAUGUGUCUGACGGGAGUAUUCUUCGGCCAGUGUUGCGACGAGAAGCUGCAAAAUCUAUUCCUCUCCGAGCUCAAUCCGAAAUGCGAAGGCGACCGAGAAUUGCACACGGUGGCCGACGGCAACUACGCGAAGAUCGUCGUCGGCAAGACGUGCUCCGACAAUUUUUGCCCGAAGCAUUUCAAAUGCCACCACGGAAAACUGUUCGCCUAUUGUUGCUACUACGAGAAGAUCCAGUGCAAUUCGGAGUCAUGCUUCUGCGUGAACGCACACAAUGGAAAUAUGGCAUAUGACACGAGAACGACGAGCAAUAAGAUGCAGCCGAAAUGCGGCAAAUGUUUGAACGAUUUGGAGAAAUUGUUCGCGAAUGGCGACCUCGAAAACGGGACAUUUGUGCCGAAAUGCGACACCGUCGAUGGCGAUUUCGAUCUCGUCCAAUGCGACGCCAACAAGGAUCAAUGCAAUUGUGUGGAUCCGAAGACGGGAUCCGUCAUCAAGGGAACUCAGAAGAAGCUCAACGGCACAAAGACAAUGACGUGCGAUGGCAUCGAGUUCACGGUAGAUCCGGUAUAUUUCCGGACGUUUCCCGAUUUCAUGAUCACUUUCGAUCUAGUCUAUCUCGAGAAUUGCGGUUUCAAUCGAGACGCGGGCUUCAGCUGCGGGAGCAAUAAGAGCUCGAUCAAAUAUUGGUUCGACAAGACCUCAUUCCAUUGCCUUCCAUUCGAGUACAAAGGAUGCGGCGGGAAUGCGAAUCGGUUCGACUCAUCUGGCGCGUGCUACGAGUCAUUGGAUUACUCAUCGUGCGCCAUGCAAUCGCGCGCCGCCGCAGAGAACAACGAAGGCCAAUUCCAGUGUUCGCAGUUCCAGCAGACGUUCCCACCAGGAUUCGUGCCACCGAAGACGCCGAAGAAGCCGAAGAUGAACGCCGAAGGCUGCCCAGUCGGCUAUACGUGUGUCGGCGGCGCCUUCUUCAACACAUGCUGUGAGGAGAAGCUUCAAAAGCUCUACUACAAAGAGACGCGACCUGAAUGCCCCAAGGGUCAGAAGAUCUAUGAGACGAAGGUCGACGAUUUCACGAGCAGUGUUAUCGGCAAAUCGUGCUCGGACAACUUCUGCCCCAAAGACUAUAAAUGUGUCGCCGGCGAGCUAUUCGCGUAUUGCUGUAAAUAA